UGUGAACGUGGGAACGUUUGUGGGUUGCUACUGGAGUAAAAAAAAAAAAAAUUUGUUUGACAGGGAGGUGAGGAGACCUGGCACACGGGGAUCGGAGAGAGAAGUUAAGUUCUUAGUGUGUCUGUGGCAGUUUCCGAGUCAACGGGGAGGCUGACUUGAGAGCGACAAAUGAUCCGUACGAGUCUAAGCAACAGGGCACGGAGCGAUGUGUCAGGGACUGUUUCAGCCUUGAGCAGAGGAAAGCGCGACUAGUACACCGCAACGCGGAAAAUAUUGAAGGGGGGUGAGAAUGCGAAUGGUGCGAAGAUACCGAAAUCAAACAAAAUGGAAACGAUGUAGCGUCGCUGCGGCAUUUCAUAUAGCUAGAACUAACGUUAGAGUAGAGAACAGAUAGCUAAAGGAGCUAGCAGGUUAACUAACAUACAUGUAAAGUUAUUCCCCGGAGAAGCUGAAAGCAGAGCCCGGAGGCGUCUGUUGAAUCGGAAGAGUUCAUCAGUACUGCGAAAUACAAGAAGACAGACGAGAAGAUGCUACGGAGAAGGCUGAACCGUUUGCUUGGUGGUGAUGAGAGAAGAGUAGACAGUAGGACUAUCUAUGUUGGGCAUCGGUCGUGUUCCGCCACUGAGGCUUUCAUCCCACCCAAGUUCUGUGAUAACAGGAUUGUGUCCUCCAAGUAUACAGUUUGGAACUUUCUACCAAAGAACCUGUUUGAACAGUUUAGAAGAAUUGCCAAUUUCUACUUCCUUAUCAUCUUCCUGGUGCAGGUGAUAGUGGACACCCCCACCAGCCCAGUCACCAGUGGCCUACCCUUAUUUUUUGUGAUCACAGUAACCGCUAUAAAGCAGGGCUAUGAGGACUGGCUACGGCACAAGGCUGACAAUGAGGUGAAUAAGUACCUAGUGACGGUGCUAGAGGAUGGCGGGAGGAUUCGGAAGGAGAGUGAGAAGAUCAAGGUUGGAGAUGUUGUGGAGGUGGAGGAAGAUGAGACUUUCCCCUGUGAUUUAAUACUCCUGCAGUCUAGCCGAGACGACGACACAUGUUUUGUUACCACAGCAAGUCUGGACGGAGAGUCCAACCAUAAAACACACUACACAGUGCCAGACACAGAGAAGGAUCUGGAAUCUCUCAACGCCACCAUUGAGUGUGAACAGCCACAGCCUGACCUUUACAAGUUUGUCGGCCGUAUGCACAUCUACAAAAAUGAUCAGGAGCCUACAGUAAGGUCUUUGGGCCCAGAAAACCUUCUGCUAAAAGGGGCAACUUUAAAGAACACUCAGAAAAUCUGUGGUGUUGCAGUUUACACUGGCAUGGAGACAAAGAUGGCUCUCAACUAUCAGGGCAAGUCUCAGAAACGCUCUGCUGUGGAGAAGUCUAUCAACGCCUUCCUUCUGGUUUACCUUUGCAUAUUGGUGAGCAAGGCCCUUGUGUGCACUACACUUAAGUAUGUGUGGCAGAGCAAGCCUGGACAGGAUGAACCGUGGUACAACGAGAAAACCCAGAGAGAGAAGGAGACCAAUCUAUAUCUAAAAAUGUUCACUGACUUCCUGUCCUUCAUGGUGCUCUUCAACUUCAUCAUUCCGGUGUCCAUGUAUGUGACGGUUGAAAUGCAAAAGUUUUUGGGAUCCUUUUUCAUCACUUGGGACAAGGACUUCUUUGACCCUGAAAUCAAGGAAGGGGCACUGGUCAACACCUCCGACCUCAAUGAGGAGCUGGGACAGGUGGAGUAUGUCUUCACAGACAAGACGGGCACCCUCACUCAGAAUAACAUGGAGUUCAUUGAGUGCUGCAUCGAUGGUUUCCAGUACAAGUACCGGGACGCAAGCUCAGAGUUGGACGGAUUCUGUGUCACAGAUGGACCUGUGAGCAAACUACAGCAGAAAGCUGGCAGGGAGAAGGAGGAGCUGUUUCUGCGUGCCCUGUGUCUGUGCCACACAGUCCAGGUGAAGGAGUCUGCAGAGCAGGGUCAAGGCCAAAAGGAUGGGCAGAUAGACGAGGUGGAUGGCUUAGGGGUGGAUGGAGGAGUUAUCCAUCCUCUGCAGGAGCAGAGAGGCUUUAUAGCUUCCUCACCUGAUGAGGUUGCUCUGGUCAAGGGUGCCAUGAGGUAUGGCUUUACAUUUCUGGGUCUUGAAAGCAAAACCAUGAAAAUUCUCAACAGGAACAAUGACGUUGAAAUGUAUGAACUGCUCCAUGUGUUGAACUUUGACCCUGUGAGAAGGCGAAUGAGUGUAAUAGUCAGAUCCAAAUCAGGUGAUACACUGCUCUUCUGUAAGGGGGCAGACUCAUCCAUCUUUCCCCGUGUCAGACAGGAGGAGGUCGAAAGGAUACGCAUGCAUGUGGAGCGUAAUGCAACAGAGGGCUACCGGACACUGUGUGUGGCCUACAAAAUUCUCAGUGCAGAGGAGUACGCCCAGGCCGAUGCAGGAUUGAGAGAAGCUAGACUGGCUCUGCAGGACAGAGAGGAGAAGCUCAUGACUGUUUACAACCAAGUGGAGACGGGCAUGAGUCUAAUAGGAGCUACUGCUGUAGAAGAUCGGCUUCAAGAAGAGGCAGCAGAGACCAUGGAAGCUCUGCAGGGGGCAGGCAUGAAGGUUUGGGUCCUAACGGGGGACAAGAUGGAGACGGCAAAGUCCACCUGUUAUGCUUGUAGAUUAUUCCAGAGAAAUACAGAGCUGUUGGAGCUGACGGUGCGUACUCUGGAGGAUGGAGGAAGGAGGCGUGAGGAACGACUGCAUGAUCUCCUGCUUGAAUAUCACAAGAAAGCUGUACAGGAUGCACCACCAGUGAAGGCAGGCGUCACCAGGAGCUGGUCUUCGGCAGGCCAGGACUAUGGUUUUAUCAUAGAUGGAGCCACUCUCUCGAUGGUGCUCAACUCCUCCUCUGAAUCCAACUCAAAUCGCUACAAGAACCUGUUCCUGCAGAUUUGUCAAAACUGCACAUCUGUGCUCUGCUGCCGCAUGGCUCCUUUACAGAAGGCACAGAUAGUUAAAAUGGUGAAGAACUCUAAAGGAAGCCCAAUCACCCUUUCCAUCGGAGAUGGUGCCAAUGAUGUCAGCAUGAUUUUGGAAGCUCAUGUUGGCAUUGGUAUUAAGGGUAAAGAGGGUCGGCAGGCAGUGAGGAACAGUGAUUAUGCCAUCCCCAAACUCAAGCACCUCAAGAAACUUUUGUUGGCUCAUGGGCAUCUCUACUAUGUUCGCAUUGCACACCUGGUGCAAUAUUUCUUUUACAAGAACCUUUGCUUCAUCUUACCUCAGUUUUUGUACCAGUUCUUCUGUGGCUAUUCCCAGCAACCCCUGUAUGACGCGGCCUAUCUGACGAUGUACAACAUCUGCUUCACCUCUAUGCCCAUCCUGGCUUACAGUCUCUUGGAGCAGCACAUCUGCAUGGAGGUUCUGCUGGACAAUGCUACCCUCUACAGAGAGAUUGCAAAGAAUGCCAUGUUACGGUGGGGACCGUUCCUCUACUGGACUAUACUUGGAGUCUUCCAUGGCUUGCUCUUCUUCUUUGGUGUUCGAUAUUUGUUCAGUAACCCAGCACUGCAGGAUAAUGGCCAGGUUUUUGGGAACUGGUCAUACGGAACAAUUGUCUUCACUGUCCUUGUCUUCACUGUCACACUAAAGCUUGCUCUGGACACACGGCACUGGACAUGGAUCAACCACUUUGUAAUCUGGGGCUCCCUGGCUUUCUACGUGUUUUUCAGCUUCUUCUGGGGAGGAAUAAUAUGGCCUUUCCUGAAGCAGCAACGUUUGUACUUUGUGUUUGCCAACAUGCUGAGCUCGGUGUCAGCCUGGCUGGUCAUCAUUUUGCUCAUCCUGCUCAGCCUACUGCCAGAGAUCCUGCUUGUGGUGUUCCGCAAACCCCGCGGGCCCCACGCUCGACAGAAGAAGCCAGUUCAGUCGAGCGCGGGGGGCCACCAGUCUCCCCGGUCUUCGGCCAGGCCCCUGCUCAUGAGAACCUUUUCAGAUGAGUCCAAUACUGUCAUUUAAACAGCUGUCAGAGAACGGCCUGCUACAAACAUCCAGAUUGCAGCUGUCACACCACUAUCCUACAAGCACCUGAAGGAGCGCGAGUGAAAGGCAGCAAGGACUUGCAACAACGAUGGCAUCAGCUACUUUCAGGGUAUGGUGCCAGUCGGAUCAGAGCUGUCUGCCAUCCCGCCUGAUCUGAAAAGAGAAGGAGAAGAAAUGGAGGAGAAAAAAAUAAGAAGAAAAAGAGAGAUGUGCUGACUGGGGGGAAGGGACAAAAAGGGGUUUAGCAGUCUUUUGACUCACAUCUUUGCUCCGUCCUCCUCUGCCCAAUCCUAACAUCUCCUAACCCCCCAUGCAUGCCUGCAGAGCAGUGCGCUGCAUUAUUUU
Molecule: messenger RNA, 4352 nt
Organism: Morone saxatilis (striped sea-bass)
Lineage: Eukaryota; Metazoa; Chordata; Actinopteri; Moronidae
Gene: atp11c
Product: ATPase phospholipid transporting 11C
Exons: 31
Coding region: 528-3983 (1151 amino acids)
Biological process (GO): phospholipid translocation
Cellular component (GO): recycling endosome; trans-Golgi network; plasma membrane
Molecular function (GO): ATP hydrolysis activity; ATPase-coupled intramembrane lipid carrier activity; ATP binding
Source: RefSeq, a predicted model, not a curated record